This is a messenger RNA of Vigna umbellata (rice bean), 1636 nucleotides long. RefSeq names its product UDP-D-apiose/UDP-D-xylose synthase 2. The record is from RefSeq and is a predicted model, not a curated record. Gene Ontology annotation, molecular function: carboxy-lyase activity. Lineage: Eukaryota; Viridiplantae; Streptophyta; Magnoliopsida; Fabales; Fabaceae.
AUAUAUAUACCUUGCUUGCAACUCUCUAACAUCACUCGAUCGCUAACAGUGACAGUAACCAAAACCACACAGCACUGUGGAAGGGACAGAAUAGAAGAAACACUCAUCUUCUCUAUAUAUUACCACAGCUACCAGCUCUUUCUAUCAUUUUCUCUUCUCAGAGAGACUCACAUUCAGCUUGAGCAAUGGCUUCGGCGCGAUUGGAUCUGGACGGGAACCCCAUAAAACCAAUCACCAUCUGCAUGAUAGGUGCAGGUGGCUUCAUCGGGUCCCACCUCUGCGAGAAGCUCAUGAACGAAACCCCUCACAAGGUUUUUGCUUUGGAUGUUUAUAACGACAAGAUCAAACACCUUCUGGAACCCGACACGCUCCCCUGGGCUGGUCGCAUCCAAUUCCACCGCCUCAAUAUCAAGCACGAUUCUCGACUUGAGGGCCUCAUCAAGAUUGCAGAUCUGACCAUUAACCUGGCUGCUAUAUGCACUCCCGCGGAUUACAACACGCGCCCGCUCGACACCAUUUACAGCAACUUCAUCGACGCGCUUCCUGUGGUGAAGUACUGUUCGGAAAACAAUAAGCGUCUCAUUCACUUCUCUACCUGUGAAGUGUAUGGGAAAACGAUUGGAAGCUUUCUCCCCAAAGAUAGUGCACUGCGUCAGGAUCCUGCAUACUACGUGCUGAAGGAGGAUGAGUCUCCUUGUAUUUUUGGUUCGAUUGAAAAGCAGAGAUGGUCAUAUGCCUGUGCUAAGCAGUUGAUUGAGAGGCUGAUUUAUGGUGAAGGCGCUGAAAAUGGAUUGGAAUUCACAAUUGUGAGGCCUUUUAAUUGGAUUGGACCAAGAAUGGAUUUCAUUCCCGGCAUUGAUGGACCAAGUGAGGGUGUUCCUCGGGUUCUGGCAUGCUUUAGCAAUAAUCUCCUCCGUGGUGAGCCCCUCAAGCUUGUGGAUGGUGGCCAAUCCCAGAGAACCUUUGUGUAUAUUAAGGAUGCUAUUGAAGCUGUCUUGCUGAUGAUUGAAAAUCCUGCCAGGGCCAAUGGACAUAUUUUUAAUGUGGGUAACCCAAACAACGAGGUUACAGUUAGGCAGCUUGCUGAAAUGAUGUCUCAGGUUUAUUCAAAGGUAAGUGGAGAAGCUCCUCUGGAAAAGCCUACUAUUGAUGUGAGCUCCAAAGAAUUUUAUGGCGAGGGAUAUGAUGACAGCGACAAGAGAAUUCCUGACAUGACCAUAAUUAAUAGGCAACUUGGCUGGAAUCCUAAGACCUCACUUUGGGACCUGCUUGAAUCAACUCUCACCUAUCAGCACAGAACAUACGCUGAAGCCAUAAAGAAAGUGAUCGCAAAGCCCGUGGCAAGUUAAACUGGUAUGGUGAUGAAGUGCUUUUGGAAGAGUGUUCAGCCCAUAGUGAUUAUUUUUUACAUACAUAGUAAUUUUCCCCUUGGUUUUGGUUUGGGUAGCCCAUACCCAUAUUGUUUAUUACAUAUUUAUGAAGUGAUGAGAACUUAUCCAAGACAAUAUGUGCUGUUGGGAUGUGAUUUUCACACUGGGAAACAUAAGAGGAAAGAAUAUUCAGCUGUAACAUUUUAUCAUAUACUUCCUAAAUUUAUUGUCAUUAAUUUAUUCAAUGGAAUAUUUUUGUUGCACUA